Molecule: messenger RNA, 1158 nt
Organism: Tachysurus vachellii
Lineage: Eukaryota; Metazoa; Chordata; Actinopteri; Siluriformes; Bagridae
Gene: rgs16
Product: regulator of G protein signaling 16
Exons: 5
Coding region: 52-618 (188 amino acids)
Source: RefSeq, a predicted model, not a curated record
AUAAACUCCCAGUACCACGAUCUGGAUAUUUCUACCAUUCUAGGACACACAAUGUGCAAAGGACUAUCAGCACUCCCUAAUAACUGCCUGGAAAGGGCUAAAGGGUUAAAAGCACGCAUGAACAGAUUUCUGCAGAAGCAAGACUGGAAGCUUCUCUGUUAUGCUUACAGGCUGAGAAAACCAAGACUGACCUUGGAGGAAUGCUUGAGGUGGAAGGGGUCUUUUGAAAAUCUGCUAUCUAGCAAACAUGGACUGUAUGCCUUUAGAGCUUUUCUGGUGUCUGAAUUCAGUGAGGAGAACAUCGCGUUUUACAUGGCCUGCAAGGAUUAUAAAAACACAAAGUCUGAAGCCAAACUCCAGGCCAAAGCUCAGAAGAUUUACAACGAGUUCAUCGGAAGCGAAGCUCCGAGAGAGGUCAACAUUGACCACGAGACUCGAGACAUUACGCAAGCCAACAUCAAGCGCCCUACAGAAGCCUGCUUCGAUCAAGCUCAAUACCGAAUCUACAUGCUCAUGGAAAAGGACUGCUACCCACGAUUCCUCCGAUCCAGCGCUUACCGUGACCUGGUGAGCCAGCUAACUAAAAAGAAUGCCAAAGCUGCUACCAAGAAAGCCUGAGAAGGUUUUUAUUUUUUUCCAAAGAAGCUGAAGAGAUGUGAGAGAAGUGCUGAAACUCUGAUGGAUGGAAGCCCAGAUUUUUUGAGAUGGCCCCUGCGCUGAUCUUGAUAUAGAUGAGCUGGGCUGUAAUUAAGGGAAGAAGGCAGAGACAAGUGGCAGCUUCAGAUCGUCAACUGUAGCAGCCUCGGGUGGGAGAAGACUUCCACGUUCUGUCCUUUUCAUGGGAUGAAAGAGAAAGUCACAGACUUGUGUAGCAUCUCCAUCACAGCCACACCAACAUGCUGAGAGCGACCAUCCAAUAAUUUUGGAUAUAUUCAAAUAAGCUCUUAAAAUUAUAGUAAAGAUUUUGUAUUUUUUGACACUACAUUAUGACGAGGAGGGGAAUGAAAUAGCGAUUAUUUAUUUCUAUAUUUAUUGAUAUAUUUAUUUGUUUACCAUUUGUCUUUUUUUGAGAACGUGUGCAAUAUUUUCUUGACUGUACUUUCUGAGGUGAAUAUAUGAAUAAAUAAAUGAAUAAAUAAAUAAAUACAAACAUAUAAA